AUGGAGAUUUUGGACAGCACGGGUGAAUUUGUGACUCGUGAUGACGCCAUGCUGAGUGAGCCCUAUGCAUCUGAGGCAGAGGAUGGUAAACCUGACCUGGUGCUUUCGAUUGUACAAUCUGGACACAUACUGGUAACCCAGGGAGAAGAGCUCCUGGGUGGCAUUUCUCUGCAUGGUGUAUCAGAUUCCUUCAAAAUACAGAGGAGAUGUGAUAAUCUGGUUGUCCAGUGCACUGUGAAGGGAGAGUGCCACAGAAUGAGGAUGCAGUUUAGUGGGAGCAGCAGGGAGGAGGCCCUUAAGGAGUGUUCAAGUGCCACAGCCAAACUGAGAGCGAACCUGUCUGUCACCACUCAGGCCGACGCCACGCCCACCCCCAACAGUGCACCACCACCACCUAAUCAGCCACCUGCUGAGGUCGCUGCACCAGUGACAAAGACAAGGCAGGCAGAAGUGAUGGGAGCCGAGUCUGAGGUCCAGGGAUCAGUGUCCACCAAGUAUCUUGCCCAGCAUUUCUUGGGAGAACGUAGUCUCUCUCUGCCUCUGGUGGACCGCCACUUUUCACUGCCACAAGGUGACCUGGAGCCAUUCCUGCGUGUCUGCUUGUUGGACCCCAGCUUUCCUGCCUUUGUUGAGGAGGUGGAGGAGCAGCUGAAGAAACUGCUUCAGGACUGA
This is a messenger RNA of Lampris incognitus (smalleye Pacific opah), 672 nucleotides long. It is a transcript of the gene rec114, whose product is annotated as REC114 meiotic recombination protein. Bases 1 to 672 code for a protein of 223 amino acids. The transcript has 6 exons. Lineage: Eukaryota; Metazoa; Chordata; Actinopteri; Lampriformes; Lampridae. The record is from RefSeq and is a predicted model, not a curated record.